AUGGGUAACAAGGGAAGUACAGGAAAUAUAAGUGAUGCAGAACUUGCUGCACUUAAAGCCAAUUCAAAUCUUAGUGAACAAGAAAUUCGUGAAAUGUAUUUGGAAUUUCAAAAAGGAGGUGGAGGUGAUGGAAAAAUAACAAAACAAGAAUUUAGUAAAUAUUAUAAAAAAUCUGUUGGAAUUGAUGAUAAAAAUGGAAUCUUAGCUGAUAAUACAUUUGCAGCAUUUGAUUCGAAUCAUGAUGGAUCGAUCAGUUUUACUGAAUUCACUUUUGCAAUUCUUGCACAGAAUAAAACUGAUUUAGAUAGUAUUUUGAACUUCUCAUUUGAAGUAUUGGAUACAUCGGGAGAUGGACACGUCAGUUUUGAUGAAUUGAAAAAUUAUAUGGAAAAGGCGAUGAUUUUGGCUGUUGGACAGGAAGAAGCGGCAACAGUUGAUUCAAAUGAAUCGACUCAAGCGCUUUUCAAAGAAUUCGGUCUUAAUCAAACACAAAAAUUAAACAAACAACAAUUUAUCGAAGGAUGUAAAAAGAACAAAGAACUUGCAAAUAUGUUCACUGGAAAUGAAUAA
Molecule: messenger RNA, 570 nt
Organism: Adineta ricciae
Lineage: Eukaryota; Metazoa; Rotifera; Eurotatoria; Adinetida; Adinetidae
Source: the annotation of a GenBank genome assembly